Prunus armeniaca (apricot) is the source of this 3132-nucleotide messenger RNA. The record is from the annotation of a GenBank genome assembly. Lineage: Eukaryota; Viridiplantae; Streptophyta; Magnoliopsida; Rosales; Rosaceae.
AUGGAGCAUUCACGCACUACUCAUGGUGGCAGGCUGAUUUUGUUUACAUUCCUUCAUGGGCUCAUUCGUUUAUGCAUGAGCACACCUUCGAAUUCUGCAACUCUACCCAGUGGUAUUACUUUUGGAAAUGAAACUGAUCGGCUGGCGCUGCUGGACUUGAAGAAAAGAAUCACUCAAGAUCCUCUCCAUCUCAUGAGCUCAUGGAAUGAUUCCAUUCAUUUCUGCAGUUGGGUUGGCGUUGCAUGUUCCAAUAAAAGAGUCGUAAUUUUGAACCUGAGUUCUCAAAAACUGGUAGGCUCCUUACCACCUUCUAUUGGAAAUCUUACUCAACUUACUAGAAUCAACCUAGACAACAAUAGUUUUCAUGGUGAAAUUCCUCAAGAAAUGGGUCGUCUACGAAGCCUGCAAUAUCUCACCCUGUCUCGAAAUUCUUUCGGCGGGAAGAUUCCAACUAAUAUAUCUCACUGUACACAACUAAGGAAGCUUGAUGUAACUUUCAAUGAGCUUAUAGGGUCCAUUCCGAACCAGUUAAGUUCAUUGUUGAAUUUAAAUUAUCUAUCCGUUGCUGCUAACAAUCUCACCGGAGCAAUCCCAGGUUGGAUAGGAAACUUCUCUUCUUUGCAUGACCUUUAUCUUGGCCUAAACAAUUUUCAUGGAAGCAUACCAAAUGAGCUCGGGGGUCUAACAGCCUUGCAGAAUAUCUCACUGCCGGGAAAUAAUCUGUCUGGUAAGGUCCCUUCUUCAAUCUAUAACAUUUCUUCAAUAUACCUUUUCAGUGUUGCUGUAAAUCAGCUACAUGGAGAGCUACCACCAAAUCUCGGCAUUAAUCUUCCUAAUCUCGGAGAAUUUUACGGUGGUGCCAACAAAUUCACAGGAACUAUUCCUGCAUCAUUGUCAAAUUCUUCCAGACUCAGGAAGCUUGAUUUUAGUGAAAAUGGUCUCACUGGGACACUCCCUGCUGAAAAUCUUGGCAGCUUGCAAAGCUUAGUUUGGAUGACCUUUGGUAGAAAUUGGCUGACAAGUGAGAGUGGCAACUUGAAUUUUCUCAGCUUCCUGGCUAAUUGUACUAGCCUAGAGGUCUUGGGUCUUCACACUAAUCUAUUCCAAGGAGAGUUGCCAAGAUCUAUAACCAACCUUUCUAGCCAACUAAAAUAUCUUUAUUUGGCCAGAAAUUUGAUACACGGAAGAAUACCUGAUGACAUCGGAAAACUCAAAAACUUGAGUCUUUUGGGGGUGGAACAGAACAAUUUGAGUGGUACAAUCCCUAAUGGAAUUGGAAAGCUUCAAAAGUUAGAGGAACUGAAUUUGAAUAGUAAUAAAUUUUCUGGACCGAUACCUUCUUCCCUAGGUGACUUGACUUCAUUGACAAAGCUCUUCAUGUUCAACAACAGGUUUGAGGGAAGUAUACCUCAAAGUCUUGGAAACUGCCAAAGUCUACUCGUACUUGACCUUUCUAAUAACAAUCUGACAGGCACCAUACCCAGAGAGCUUGUCGGCAUUUCAUCCCUUUCACUUUAUUUGAGACUGUUUAACAAUUUUUUGACUGGUCCAUUACCAUUUCAAGUGAGUGAUUUGGUAAAUCUUGUAGAGCUAGAUGUCUCGGGAAAUAAGUUAUCCGGUGAAAUCCCCACAACUCUUGGCAGUUGUAUUAUGUUGCGGUGGCUUCACUUGGAACGAAAUAAUUUUGAAGGAACAGUUCCUCAAUCUCUUAAAAGUUUAACAAGUUUGGAAGAAAUAGAUAUGUCACGCAACAACUUAUCAGGGCAGAUUCCAGAAUUUCUGGGCAAGUUUCCGUUUCUUCACUAUCUCAAUCUUUCUUAUAAUGAUUUUGAGGGUGAAUUGCCUAAAGAAGGGAUCUUUUCAAAUGCAAGUGGUCUCUCAAUUAUUGGAAACAAUAGGCUCUGUGGUGGCCUCCCAAAAUUACGUCUACAUGCAUGCUCCAUCAAAAAGUCCCAUUCAACUCAACGACUACUUGCCCUAAAGGUAGUCAUCCCUGUAGCUUGUGCACUUGCCUUCAUAAUUGCUCUGUCAUGCUUCAUUCUUGUUCGUUCAAAGGUCAAGAAGUCGAGAGGUUCCCUUGCAACUUCACAUUCUUAUCAAGGUUGGAAAUCAGAUUUAUCUUACUUAGAACUCGUUCAAUCAACUGACGGGUUCUCAGUCGAGAAACUGAUUGGUUCGGGAAGUUUUGGUUCUGUUUACAAAGGAGUACUUCCUAGUGAUGAGAGAGUAGUUGCUGUUAAGGUAUUAAACCUUCAACAACCAGGAGCUUUCAAGAGUUUCAUUGAUGAAUGCAAAGCUUUAAAAAGUAUAAGGCAUCGUAAUCUUCUCAAGAUCAUAACUGCAUGCUCAAGCAUUGAUAAUCAGGGUAAUGACUUCAAAAGUCUAGUUUUCGAGUUCAUGGAAAAUGGAAGUCUAGACUCAUGGCUGCAUCCUAAAGAUGAUGAACAAUAUCAAAGUAAGAGAUUAAGCCUUACCCAAAGACUCAAUAUUGCGAUUGACGUUGCUUCUGCUUUAGAAUAUCUCCACUACCAUUGUGAAAAGACCAUUGUUCAUUGUGAUCUAAAGCCAAGCAAUGUUCUUCUUGGUGAAGAUAUGGUUGCCCAUGUUGGCGACUUUGGUUUAGCAAGGCUGCUCUUGGAAGCAUCAGAUAAUUCCUCCCAAAGUCUAACCUUGUCAGCUGGGCUAAAGGGUUCCAUAGGGUACAUUCCUCCAGAGUAUGGCAUGGGAGGCCAAGUUUCCAUCCUCGGAGAUAUUUAUAGCUUUGGAAUACUGUUGCUAGAAAUGUUCACAGGAAAAAGACCUACAGAUGGCAUUUUUGGAGAUGGUAUGACCAUUCACCAAUUCACAGCCAUGGCAAUGCCUGACCAUGCCAUGGACAUAGUUGACCAUUCAUUGCUCAUUGAAAGAGAUUAUGCAGAUGGUGAUGAUGAAAGAUACAAAAAUGACAUAGGCUACCAAGAUGAAAGCCCUAUCCUUGAAACAAGAUUGGAGGAGUGUUUGGUUUCAGUGAUGCGGAUAGGACUCUCAUGCUCUGCAAUAUUACCAGCUGAGCGGAUGCAUAUGGAUGUUGUUGUCAACAAAAUGAAGGAUACUAGAGACUCGUAUCUCAAUUUGAGAAGAAGAAGAAGCUAG